AUGUCGAAAACUAUUCUAGUUACAGGUGCGAAUUCGUUUAUUUCUGGUUGGAUUAUUAAAUAUCUUCUGGAAAAAGGAUAUCGUAUUCGUGGAACAGUUCGAUUUCAAGCAAGAGAGCAACAUGUUCUUGAAGGUAUUCCCAACGCCUAUCGAGAUCACAUUUCGUUCGUGUACAUCAACGAUAUUGCUAAUGAUUCAUUCGACGAAGCCGUGCAAGGUGUCGAUGGUAUCAUUCACGUUGCUUCACCAUUGCCUCUGAAUACAACGAAUGUAGAAAAAGAUUUACUUCUACCAGCAAUCAACGGAACUCAAAACAUUCUAAAAUCUGCUCAUCAAUACAAUCGAAAUCAUCAACAUCAGAUUCGACGGAUCGUUAUUACAUCAUCAUUUGCAGCAGUCUUCGACCAUAAUCAUGGCUUGCGCCCGGGCUAUUCUUACUCGGAAAAAGACUGGUGUCCAUUAACAUAUGAACAAGCUGUUGCUGCGAAAGAUGAUCCACAUGUGGCCUAUCGUGCCUCGAAGGCAUGCGCUGAACGUGCUGCAUGGCAGUUCGUGGAAAAAGAAAAACCUUCGUUUACCAUCGCUACAGUAUGUGAGCCAAUGGUUUUCGGUCCAUCGAUUUCUGGCUUCAAAUCGAUUGAAGAUAUACGUUCAUCAAACAGUAUCCUAUGGUCGAUAGUUAGCAGUGGUACAGACGCGCAAAUUCCAAAAACUCGCGUGCCGUUGGAAGUUGACGUCCGAGAUGUCGCAUAUGUCCAUGUCGCUGCUCUAGAGCGAACAACUGAUACGAACGAACGGUAUCUUAUCGCCGCAGAAGCUUGGAGCAAUCAACGAUUAGUUGACAUCAUUCAUCAAAGUAGUGCUAUAUCAAAAACUAUCAAGGACACAACACCGAUUGGUGUCAAAGGUCAAAAAUCACCCGAACAUUAUGCGAUCGAUAGUUCGAAAGCGCAAAGGGAAUUAGGUGUGACAUAUAUUCCUUUUGAGAAAACAGUGGAAGAUCUAAUGGCUCAAUUUGCUGAAUUGAAGAAAAUGCUAGAGGAGAAAAAUAGUUGA
This is a messenger RNA of Adineta ricciae, 1056 nucleotides long. NCBI's taxonomy places the organism in Eukaryota, Metazoa, Rotifera, Eurotatoria, Adinetida, Adinetidae. The record is from the annotation of a GenBank genome assembly.